Capronia coronata CBS 617.96 is the source of this 1179-nucleotide messenger RNA. RefSeq lists its product as uncharacterized. The record is from RefSeq and is a predicted model, not a curated record. The transcript has 3 exons. NCBI's taxonomy places the organism in Eukaryota, Fungi, Ascomycota, Eurotiomycetes, Chaetothyriales, Herpotrichiellaceae. The coding region runs from base 1 to 1179 and encodes 392 amino acids.
AUGGCUCUGCUUCAAAGUCUCAAACCCUUCUGGCCACUUCUGUUCACAUUCAUUCUCCCCCGCGCGAUCAACUACUACCGGAUCAUCAAGACCGCGAUCCGCACGCGACCACAUCCUCGCCCGCUCCCCAAGAAGACCCGGCGAGGGCUCAACGCGCUCUUUGCCUCAAUCUGCAUCUUCCUCUACACCUCCUUCCCUUCCCUUUUCAAGGGAGACCUAGCCGACCACAACAUCUUCGUGGUGACCCGGACGAGACUAUCCACAGCAACAGACACGGUCUUUGCGCGAUUGGCGCUCCUCCGCGACCACGGCAUCCUAACAGCGACCGACGAGGCUUUGCGUUCCAAACUGGGAUCUCAAGCCCUUCGCAAGAUCUAUCUCCGCUUCGGCCCCGCCACGCUUCUGAACUGCACAUUCUGCUCUCCUGGUGGUGGUGACGACGACAUCUCCUAUCUCCUCUACCACCUCCCAACCAACAUUCUCCUACCGCACCUCUUCCACAUUCUCUGUCUCGGCCUCGCGACGUCCGAACCGCUCGCCGGCUUCGAAGCCAGUCGCUGGCGCGCACGCGCCGUACUCUGCGCGAUUGCCCUUGCUGGGCUGGACAUCGCCAUCGCCGCCGCCUACGUGCCGGUGGUUGAUCCUCGGACGCCCGCUCCCAUAGGAACAUUCUGGAUCGCAGCGACACUCAGACCACUGGCGCUGUGUCUUUUCGACGCGGCCGUCGCCUUCUUCAUCUACGCCUCGGCGACGGGGAGGUUUUUGCUGUUCAGCGCCCCCGCCUCUGCUGAUCCGGAAGUGGUGCGGCGCCGGAUGGAGGAGCUGCUCACCGCGGCGAACGUGGCGUUGCAGAUGACCCAGACUAAUCUGCGGGCUUAUUCGAUCGCGCGGAACGCCGUGGUGAGGAAUCCGGAUCUGAAGGGCGCGGAUGACGAGUAUUGGCGCAGAGUUGUCGCCAUGGAAGCGUUCGAUACCACAAACAAUGACGAUGAUGAUGCUGGCGAUGUCGUUGUCGACGAAACUCUGUUCGACGACGACGAGGUGCAAGCGGCCAUCUCGAGAGCUUAUGGCUCGGGAGCGGUCAACGUCACUGCGAUGAGGAAGGACGCUGAAUUGUUUGUGAAGCAUGCGACUAGGGGUUUGGAUUCGAAUGAGGGUCAGACAGCCGCGACGCGAUAG